AUGGCAUCUCAUGCUAUUGAGAAAGCGCCACACACAACAGAAGCAGAAGACAACCCAGUCAUCAAGAAAGAAACCCCACGUGGCUCCGAACCACGCCGCCAGAAAUGGUACGAAUGGUUUGCACCGACUGAUACACCCGCCGAGCGAAAGCUGGUCCUCAAGCUCGAUGGGUUGAUCAUUGUCUUCGUCUUCCUGGCUUAUUGGGCUAAGGUCCUUGAUUCGUCCGCAACGAGUACCGCCUAUGUGAGCGGAAUGAAGGAGGAUUUGAGGCUAUAUGGGAAUCAGCUGAAUUACCUACAGACGGUAUACAUGGUUGGAUUUAUUACUAUGCAGAUUCCUUUGACGCUGGUGAUGACCCGCUGCCCAGUCAACUAUUUCCUCCCAGCAGCUGAUCUAUUAUGGGGCGUUUUCACUCUGGCACAAUACAAAGCCAGCAACGUCACUCAACUCUACGCCUUGCGCUUCUUCGUGGGAGCACUUGGCGGCUUCUUCUUCCCAGCCGUGCAAUGGUACCUAGGAAGCUGGUACAAACGCUCAGAACUAUCGCGUCGAGGCGCCAUCUUCUUCAUUGCCAGCCAAGUUGGCAGCAUGAGUUCCGGAUAUAUCCAAGCAGGCGCCUAUGCCAGACUAGAUGGUCGAUAUGGGAUUGAAGGAUGGAGAUGGCUAUACAUCAUCUGCUUCGCCUGCACAAUCCCGAUUGCAUUCCUCGGCCUUUGUCUCCUGCCCAGCACACCAGAUAAAUGCACCUCCAGAUUCCUGAGCGCAGACGAGAUCCGUCUUGCACAAGAGCGCAUGGCAUCUGAAAACCGCGAGGCUCGCCAACCGUUUACCAAAUCGAAGGUCAUUCAGAUCCUCAAAGGCUGGAGGCUGUGGGUCCUAGUCGCGUUUGCGUUUUUCUUUUCUCAGGCCGACGGCGUAUCCUCGAAUAGUGGUCUUUCGCUAUGGCUCAAAGCAGAGGGAUACUCAGUCGAGAAUAUCAACACGAUCACUACGGUCUCGCCGGCUGUUACUAUCGUGGCGUCUGUGAUCUGUGCGGUCUUCUCGGAUAUCUAUGAUGCAAAGGCUAGCUUGAUCGCUACAACAGCUGUGCUAAAUAUCUUCGCUUGCAUCGUUCUUGCGAUCUGGAAUGUCCCCGUUGGCUUGAAAUUCUUUGCGUUUUUCUUGUCUGGGACUGCGGAUGGUAUUGCUGCUAUUAUCUAUGCUUGGGCUAAUGAGAUUUGUGCUCAUAGUGCUGAGGAGCGCGCUAUUGUUAUUAGUGCCAUGAAUACUAUUGGGAAUACUUUUGGGGCUUGGAUUCCGCUUUUUGUCUGGAAGACUGUUGACGCACCUAGGUAUCUCAUUGGGUAUAAUUGGACCAUUGCACUUGAUGUGUGCAUGGUUGUUAUGUUGGUAGUUUUGCAGCAGUUCUGGGCCCGUGAGCAGAAGCGGUCUCGAUCAUAG
Messenger RNA from Penicillium canescens, 1440 nucleotides. RefSeq lists its product as uncharacterized. The record is from RefSeq and is a predicted model, not a curated record. The coding region runs from base 1 to 1440 and encodes 479 amino acids. Gene Ontology annotation, molecular function: transmembrane transporter activity. NCBI's taxonomy places the organism in Eukaryota, Fungi, Ascomycota, Eurotiomycetes, Eurotiales, Aspergillaceae. Gene Ontology annotation, cellular component: membrane. Gene Ontology annotation, biological process: transmembrane transport. The transcript is spliced from 5 exons.